Messenger RNA from Cephus cinctus (wheat stem sawfly), 1391 nucleotides. Its product is annotated as 26S proteasome non-ATPase regulatory subunit 13. NCBI's taxonomy places the organism in Eukaryota, Metazoa, Arthropoda, Insecta, Hymenoptera, Cephidae. The transcript is spliced from 5 exons. Gene Ontology annotation, cellular component: nucleus; proteasome regulatory particle, lid subcomplex; cytosol. Gene Ontology annotation, biological process: ubiquitin-dependent protein catabolic process. The record is from RefSeq and is a predicted model, not a curated record. Gene Ontology annotation, molecular function: structural molecule activity. The coding region runs from base 27 to 1184 and encodes 385 amino acids.
AAUAGUCUUGGUCAUUGUUGUUAAACAUGGCGACUGCUGUUUCUCCUAAGGAUGUCAGUACAUAUUUCAAUCAAAUGCAAAAUGUCGCAGACAAAGAAGUGUCUGCGGAGUGGACACAGAUGGAGGAACUAUACAACAAAAAGCUUUGGCAUCAGUUGACACUUAAACUGGAAACUUUUGUGAAGCAUCCUACUUUACAAAAAGGAGAUAAUUUAGUACAAUUGUAUAACAAUUUUUUGUCUACAUUUGAGAAUAAGAUAAAUCCAUUGACGUUAGUUGAAAUACUGGCACAUGUUGUCCUGCAAUUUCAAGACAAGCAAGAAGCAGUUAAAUUCUUAGAAAAGGCUGAAACUAAAGUAAAAGGUAAUAAUGAAGCAGUCGCUCUGUGCAAAGUACUUACGGGGCAGAUCCUACUUGACAAACUCAAUGAUCAGGACAGAGCAAAGAAGAUCAUCGAAGAUGUUGAGGUGAUGCUUGACAAUGCCGAUGGCAUCACCACGGUACAUGGUAGAUUUUAUCUCUUAGCCAGUCGUCUAUAUAGACUACAAGGAAAACAUGCUGAAUAUUAUCGCACUGCUUUAAGGUAUUUGGGAUGUAUUGAUUUGAGUACUUUAACUAAGAAAGAACAAGAGCAGCAUGCAUUUUUCCUUGGACUAGCAGCUCUUCUUGGAGAUGGUGUUUACAAUCUCGGAGAGCUUCUGGCUCACCCUGUGUUACAAUCUCUAAAGGGUACACCUAACACCUGGCUCGUGGAUGUACUUCAGGCAUUUAAUGCUGGCGAUAUAGCAGCGUUAGAAAGAUUAAAACCGCAAUGGAGUAAAGUUGCUGAUUUGGCUGCUCAAGAAUUGAAAUUGAGACAAAAGAUAUCUUUAUUGUGUCUCAUGGAGAUGACGUUCAAGCGACAAGCCAACCAUCGCCAAUUGACCUUUGCUGAAAUUUCAAAAGAAACACGUUUACCAGUUAGUGAAGUUGAACUGCUUGUGAUGAAAGCACUGGCCCAGGGACUGAUCCGUGGAGCAAUUGACCAAGUUGCUGGCACUGUCAACAUGACCUGGGUUCAACCGCGAGUACUGGACCGCAGUCAAAUAUCCCGAAUGGUACAAAGAUUAGAUGGCUGGUGCAAGGAUAUAAACUCAAUGGAAAAUCUUCUCGAAUCAAGAGCCACUGAAAUUCUCACUCUUUAAUAGAGCUUGUGUUCAAAGCAAUAAAAAAUCCAUUUAUAAGCAGAAUCUUACCAUUCUACCAUUAAUCUCCAAACAGGAGAGAUAUAAAUGAAUGCUGCGUGACAUAAUAAAGGAUGAAGUUGUGGGAAAACACACUUCAAAGCCCAUUCGAGUCUCACAUGUUAUUGGGAAGUGGAAUAUUAAAUAAAAUUUUCAACGUUAAUACUA